Epinephelus lanceolatus (giant grouper) is the source of this 3160-nucleotide messenger RNA. It is a transcript of the gene ccdc80l2, whose product is annotated as coiled-coil domain containing 80 like 2. Gene Ontology annotation, cellular component: basement membrane. NCBI's taxonomy places the organism in Eukaryota, Metazoa, Chordata, Actinopteri, Perciformes, Serranidae. The record is from RefSeq and is a predicted model, not a curated record. Gene Ontology annotation, biological process: extracellular matrix organization; positive regulation of cell-substrate adhesion.
GACACGCAGGAGGCUCGCCAUGGUGCACACACACCCGACACUCACACACCAGGAGGAGCUCAACAGGACAGACGGCACCCCUCCUGUGGAAGAGACAGCUCUGUGGAGCCUCAGCUACCCAAGUUUGCUUACUGCCUGGCCAGGCAUCGGUCGCAGCAAGCCCAAGGAUCAGCUGGACCCUAAUGUGAGGGACUGGGGAGACUAUUCAGACCUCCCUCCAGGGAUCGAGCAGGGGUUGGGGUUGGAGGAAGAACAUGUAGACAACAGACGAGUCGUAGAGUCAUCAUUGAGCCUGGCUCCAGAGCUGGAUUUCCUGGCUGACUUUGCAGGUAAAAAGCGACUGUGGGUGAUAACAGCCCCAUCACACAAUGACAACUACCUUCGUAUGAUGGAAAAACAGCUGGAAGACAUGGAGCAGAAAGGGUUAAAUUGCCGUCUCGCAGAAAGAGACACAUUCAUCAUCACCAUCAUCCAGAACGCAAUGAUGGAAGGUCGAGUCCAGAAAACAACUUUCCAAGGAGAGGCCACAGUAGAGAGCCUGGACUCUGACACAGUUAGCAAACUGCUGCACUACCUGGAGCUAACCGGCCAGGAGGAAGGGUUCACCAUGCUGGUUAUGAAGAAAAACCUUCGGGUCAGCGAACGCUUCCCGUAUCCGGUUCGUGUAGAGGCGAUUUUGGAGCUCAUUGAUCAGUUCCCCGUGAGGAAGCUGGAGAAAAUGACCAGAAAAGGAUCCAACUUGAGGUGCAGAACCUCUAAAAAAAAGGUUGUGAUGAAAAGGAAAAUGACGAAGAAGAAGAUCGUACUGAGCCCUCAGAGGCGAGGGAAUGUAACUUCAAUUAUGGCAAUACAAAGAAAACCUCCUCUGGACAAAAAAGCUGCCCUGAAGAGUAAGAUCCAGGACAUACUGAGUGGACGGUCAAGGUUUGUUAUCCGUAAGGUGCCUACAGUGGGGUCCACGAAGGGAAAGGACUUGAGCAGUGGUAGUCGGGCCACUUCUAACGGACAAGAAAAAGUGCACAGCCCUUCACCUGCUCCACCUGUGUCAAAGAGCAAUGAAGAAGUAAAGAAAGUCAGGCCUGACCCCGCUGUGGAAGAAGGGAAGAGAAGACAUGGAGAGAAAAACAGAGAAGAUAAAAAAGAGCAGAAUGUAAAGGAUAACACACAGGAAAAGCAGAGCUCCAAGAGAAAGGGUAAAGGGAAGAAAGGGAAGAAAGGGAAAGGAAGAGGGAAAAAGUCCAACAGAGAGGCCAGCGAGAAGGAUAAAGCAGCCCUGAAGGAGUUUUUGGACAGUUUAAAGGGCAAAAGAAGGUUAAUGUUGAUCGCAACGCCCAGCAGAGAUGCAACACUGUACAUCCAGCAGAGGGACGACAACGACAAGCAACACUGUGACCUUGCAAUUAGGAAGAUCACUGUGGCAACCAUUGUGGGUGAAGGAAGUCACGCCUCGCUCACGCUGCAACACCACCAGCUCGAGUCGGAGCCUCCACUCAGUGACCAAUCGGAUCGUUUCUCAGAUUCAGGCCUGAUCUCUCUGUUGAGAGCAGAGCUCGGCCUGUCGUCCCCUGACCUCUUUUCCAUGACUGUCACAGACUACGACAUUAAGCCCAGUAGAGUCUUUGAGGCUCCUCCAUCAGGUCCUGCUCUGUUCGAGUACAUUGACAACUUUCCCUCAAGGCGCUCAGAAAAAGAGAAGGAAAGGAGGAGUCCUCUGUCCUGCUCCAAUGGCAGGCAAAAUCCUGGAGCUGAGAAUUCACUGCUCAGGUUCAUGUCUAAGAGGAGACUGCUGCUCAUCUCCGCUCCAUCUAAGGACGACUACUUCUUCCAGCAGCAGCUCUCUGCUCUCAGCGGACAGGAGUGUCACCUGGGUAUUCGCCACUUUGCCAUGUUGAAGCUGACUGGAACUGGAGACAAAGCAUCAGGAACUGUUGAACUCUUUCCCCUAAAUGGGCGUAGUCAGAGUGAGGUGGAGCCGUUAUCCCGGGACAUGGUCAACAAUCUGAGAGAACAGCUGAAGAUCAGUAAGGACUACUUCAGCAUGCUCGUUGUGGGGAAGGAUAGCGAUGUCAAGGCGUGGUUCCCGUCACCCAUGUGGUCCCUGGAUAACAUCUACGACCUGGUGGACUCCAUGGAGCUGCGCCACCAGGAGGAGAAGCUGCAGAAGAGACUGGGGAUCCACUGCCCUGAGGACAGAGGGAGAGGAGGCAGUGAGGGGGGGCCUUAUCACGGCUACGACGAAGACGGGCUGGAUGAGACGUACUUGUAUCACCGGUCAGAGGAAUAAUGAGACAAGAGGAAGAAGAUUCAGUUGUGUAAAGAAAGCAAGCUCAUAAACAAAGACCUUGAAAACUUAUCUGCAAGACUCACAUGAGCAGGACUCACAUCUUCACAGACCCACAAUUAUUAAGCUGUAUAUUUUAUAUUUGCAUAUAAUAAAUUUCAAAAGCAGAGAAGAAAAUAUUGAAAUGGUUUUAUUGAAGAAAGUCUCCUUAGGUGGGGUUGUAUGAGGGCCUUAUUCAUAGUUAGUGUAUUACCUACAGUAGAUGGCAGUCGACAUGCCCCCAGUUUGGAGAAGCAGGCAGUACUGCAAAGCAAUGUACUUCUGAGGAGGGGUCAGCAGCAAAAUGUAUUUUAGCCACCUAAAAAAAAAAAAGAAUAUUAGUUUAAAAGUACCCUAUAUUUAGUCAGACAGCCCUUUCUGACAGGAAACUGAAGCUGUUAUACUGCUCUCUCCAAAGCCACACUCCAUUGACAAAAACAGUAAUUUAACAUUGCUGAACACAGGAGCUGCUGGUCUACUGCUGCUUUGAUCAGAUAGUUUGUUUGUGUUGUUGUGUGACUUAGGUGUUUAAAAGGGAUAGUUUGAAUUCACAAAAGCCACACAAUGACGCAAAUAAACUAGCUGAUUGUGGCAGUGGUAGAUCUGCAGCCCCCAUGUUCAGCAAUUAAAAUUAAUGUUUUUGUCAAUGAAGUCUGGUGGCUUUGAUGAGAGCGUAGAUGGGGAACUGAAGCCAUUAACGGCUUCCCUGUCACAAAGCGCUGUCUAUGUCCAGGUAAGGCAGUGAAAAUAUUAUAUAGCAUACAUUCACACUAGAUUUUUUUCAGGUGGCUAAACUAUGUUUUGCUGCUGCCCCCAUCCACAGCAAUACACUGCUUAGCU